GUGCAGAUUGUGUACAGCUCUGUAGCUUAUGAGCGACAGGGAGGUCCCACCACCGGACGACCGGAUCAUGCGAUCGGCUAGACGCCCAAUUGCCCACGUGGCAUUAGGGCCGGAGGGUGAUAGGUUACUGUUCCGCCAGCAAAGGGAGAGACAGCAGCAGCAGCGGAGAGCUAGGGCAGCAGAGGCUAGCGGGGCAUUCACAAGUGAAGCCGCAGCUUCAGCAGCCAUGGCAUCUGCUGCGCAGCAGAGUUCCCAGGCCAGCCGUUCAGAGACCGUAGGGUCAACGCUCGCGCAGACCCUGAGUCAGUCCACUGGCAUCAUGGCAAGCCAGCCAUUAGUGCUGAUGUCCGAUGAGAUCGUCAUACAGCAGGCAGCACCGCAAGAGGCACAGGCCACGCACGACCAUGCUGACGACAAUGCACAAGCCAGCCCCAAGAGGCCGGUUACCCCUCCUAUCCCAGUUCAGCAGGCCGAGGAACCGCUCCUAGCGUUCCUCAAACGUCUCCAGCUCUACUCGGAGACCACGGCAGCUGAACUGAGCAAGUGGGAAGAGGAUGAAGCCGCCCGCCAGCAGGAAAUACAACGCCAGCUGGCAGCGGCAAAGGCAGCACGUCAGCAGGCCGCAGCAGAUGCUGCAGCAGCCGCACGGUUGCAACAGCAGCAGGUCGAGGCAAGUCGACACCAAGCUCGUUACCAAGCUACGAUGGACCGUGCACGCAACGAAGCCACAUACAGCAGGCAACUUCGACGACAGCAUUUCCAAGAAACCGAAGAACGGGAAGAGCCGACCAAGGAAGAAAGUAACAAGGAAGGUACAGCAGUACUGAUGGAGAAUCUGCUGUACACGUGCAAUUGGCAGCCACGUGAACUGCUGGCCAUGCGGCAGGUCUUCAUCCGCCAUGAAACAACGUUUAAGGCAUUGGACAAGAAGAUCGUUACCCUGCAGGCCGAGAUCAGCACUCUACACGUCGCCAACAGCCAGCAGCAGACACUCAACGACCAGUUGCAGACCGAUGUCAGCAGGGGGUUGGCACAACUGUCGGCAUCUGCGUCAACGGGCAGUGCAGUGGUAGACUGCAGCCCAGCUUUGGCCGCGCAGGCCAAGCAACUCGAAGACAUCAGCAACCACGUGGUCGCAUCCCUCGACGACAUCAGCAAGUUUGUUGGAGCAUCGACAGUCAGCAAUCAGCUGCAGACGCUCAGCGACCGCGUUGAGCAACCACCGGUCGUUGCCGCCAAGGAAUGGAAGAUGGCGAACUUCAAGAUCGAGAAGUUUGAUGACUAUCACAAGACUGAUCCGCUGCAAUGGUGGAUGGCUUUCAACGCGGAGGCGGAUGUACAUCACACCCCCGCACAUCGGCGGCUUGACGCACUCUACCUCCAACUCAUUGGAGGGGCGCAGGCUUUCAUGACACACAUGGCCGUCACAUUGGAAUGCACCAUCGCCACCCUCCACACUAAGAUUACGUGGGAGGAAUUCGAGAAGAAAUGGAAGACCCGGUUCAUGGUUAACAAUGACAAACGGCACGCCUUGAACCAGAUCUUCCGCAUAUACCAAGGCCAGCAAACUUCACGAGAAUGGCUGACGGAGUGGCAAAGACUCAUGGCCACCCCGGAGUUGAACUUACCGUUCGACUCAAUCUGGGUCGAGUUCUUCACCCGGUCAUGUGACGCCUUGACAACAGCUUUGGGCACUGAAUUCCAGUAUGAGACCUUUGAUGACAUGAUAUCAAAGGCAAGGGAGUUCAUACAAGUCUCUCUCACGUCCGGGGACACCGCGGUAGUCGCAAGUUCUUGCAUUGAGUUUGAGAACUAUGUUGUCGAGCUGGUCCCACCGUUGAACCAGCCUCUCCACGUGCAAGAUUCAAGCGCAUGCGCGGUAGUUCCGUCGUCGGCCAACGAACCAGCUGCUUCGCCAACCCUUCUAUCGAAGGAUCCGUCAACUUGGGCGAGUCUUGAGGAACUCGACCCGUCGACGGUUGAGGACUUCCAAUGGUUGACUCUUCCCUCCAUCGGUUCUUUGCCAACACCGCAUUGCAAUGCCUUAAUGGCACAUUUGCGCGAAUACUUGCACGCUCCAGUACCACCUCCGUCGACGGACGGCGGAGUAGCGGUUGUUGACCUUCGUAACUACCUUGCAAAGAUCGACCGUGAGUACACAACGCACCGGUACGUCGACAUCGACAGGUCGCUCCUCUACAUCCGCAUUCAGAUCGGAAAGGCGACCUGUAGUGCCUUGAUCGAUUGUGGAGCGACUCGCAACUACAUCAGCCAAGACUUCAUGGCACGCGCCGGGCUUGGCCCCCACGUUCAAAGGGAAAGUCAGCCUACGCACGUCACGUUGGCCAAUGGUCACACGCAAAAGUCAAGCGACCGAUGCAUUGACUCGGUGCCCGUGUACUUUGCCCCGCUAGCAUGCGAGGCCGUGUCAUUCGACAUAUUGGACACUAAGUUCGAUAUGAUCCUAGCCAUGUCGUGGCUGCAAAGCGAAGACCAUCCGAUGAACUUCUAUCGACGCGCCGUUCACAUUCGUGAUCGGCGUGGCGAACUAGUCCCGUGUACGGUGCCGCUUCCUCAUCCUUCAAUUGGUUGUCACGUGGUCUCCGCGACGAGCAUUCGCCAAGCCAUCCGGCGGUACGACAUCGAGGAGAUGGCAUAUGUUUUCUUCGCGCCCUCCCACCCGGUGAUCAGCCCAAGACGGAUACGUCGGACCCACGCAUCAUUGAGUUGUUGGACAGGCGGCGCCAACUACUUCUCAAAGCUUGACCUCAAGUCCGGAUACCACCAGAUCCAGAUCCAGCCAAGAGAACGGUACAAAACAGCAUUCAAGACACGGUAUGGGCACUUUGAGUGGAUCGUCAUGCCUUUCGGUCUCACCAAUGCCCCGGCUACUUUCCAAGCGGCUAUGACAAUGGAAUUCCGCGACUUGCUCUACCGCACCGUGCUCACUUACCUUGAUGAUAUCUUGGUUUAUAGCUGGACGCUGGAUGAGCACCUUCGCGCCGUUUUGGAGCGGCUCCGUAUCGCCAAGUACAAGGCGAACCGCGACAAGUUGCACCCGACGAUUGGCGUGACUCCAUUCGAGUUGCAGUACGAUGGACGGAAAAGAUAUAUCUUCGCAGACAUUUUGCUUCCACGGGUUGCCGAUAUCGACGCCUCUUGCUCCCCCGCUUCUACACGAAUGUACAAGGAACUGCUGGCCAAAGCCCGCGCAUACAUGCAAAGGGCUCAGGUCCGUAUGCAGCAGCAAGCGAACCGGUGUUGCCUCCCAUGUCCAAUCCGCGCUGGCGAUCUGGUUUGGGUCACCUUCGAGGAAUUCACGCUCGAGCCGCACGUCUCGCGCAAGCUCCUCCCUAAGUGGUUUGGACCAUGGAAGGUCACUUCAGCAGCUGGCGACGACGCCGCAGGUCCAUCUUUCAUCAUUGAGAUUCCCCCGCAUUUGACGGUCCACCCGAUAUUUCACGCUUCAAAGCUGGCGGUCUACACUCCAACCUCCGCAGUGGACUUUCCAGGCAAACAGUCACAGGACCCUCCUUCAAUGAAUGGCCAUCAGGAGGUCGACCUCGUCCUCGCUCAUGGCAAGCACGGCAACAAGCCAAUGCAGUACAAAGCUACAUUCAAGCAAUGCGAUCCCGACGACACACGCUGGAUUUCACGAGCUGAUCUGAAGGCGACAGCACUCCUCAUCUCCGCGCAUUACGAAAAACAGCGACUUGCUAAGGAAGCUGCCCAACCUGCCCGCCUCGUUUUACUCACCUCCUACCUGAGAUGCUUUCCAAUGCCCCUCAGGAAUCAGUUGGCAGGUGAGGCCAACAUCAACAUGCACAACUUCCCGUCGUUUAGCAAGAAGGCCCUGGACCUGAAAGCAAAGAUAGGGCACGGUCAAACACCCACGACAGAUGGUAGGAAGAAGUCAUUGCCUCCCAACUGGAAGGCGAAGGGCCGAAUUAUGUUAGUCGACAACGACGGUUCUACCAUCGAGUUGGACGACGAGUUCCAGGCGGGAGUAGGUUCAGAGGCUGGCAGCAUAGAGGCUUCAGGAGGUGGGGGAGUCGCUGUCGUAGCUCAAAAAGGUAAGGUGACCGAUAGACGCCGAGGAGGUUCGCGGUCCAGGAAUCAAGUCGACCCCAACGCUCCUCCAUGGGAGAAAGCGGGUCUUAGUGAGGACGUGUGUAGAGACCAGUACACCCGGCAUGCUUGCAUUCGUUGUGGCCAAUAUGACCAUAACGAAUUCAAGUGUCGUAACAAAAAGGUGACCGAGAAGAUGCCACCUAUGAUGGGGCAGGCGUUGGGAUCCUCCUCUUCCGUUGGCAGCAAUGUGCCAAGUAGUUCUGGCACCGCUUCGGGAAACACGUCGAGUCAGCAGGAAUAGUAGUUCCUGCUAGGGUCGAGGUGGUGGACACACCCUCACCAUCUCGAGAGAUGGCCCAAGAUACUGACUCCAUCGUCGUCUCGCAAACACAUUCAGAUCCAUCGAGCCUCUGUUCAAUGAAUGUGUUCGAGUCCU
Molecule: messenger RNA, 4507 nt
Organism: Chara braunii
Lineage: Eukaryota; Viridiplantae; Streptophyta; Charophyceae; Charales; Characeae
Source: the annotation of a GenBank genome assembly